This is a messenger RNA of Brenthis ino (lesser marbled fritillary), 1149 nucleotides long. The record is from the annotation of a GenBank genome assembly. NCBI's taxonomy places the organism in Eukaryota, Metazoa, Arthropoda, Insecta, Lepidoptera, Nymphalidae.
AUGUCUAGUACAGAAGUCGGUGGUGAUGAUCACGUGGUAGCGUAUUGUGAUCCUGGUGGACCAAACUUCCAACGUAUAUAUGUAAAAUUCCAUGGCUAUAUAGCACUUAUAAUAUGCCUCCUCGGAUCUGUCGCCAACUCCGUCAAUAUUGCCGUACUUAGUCGAAAGGAAAUGAUCUCCUCCACUAAUUCUAUUCUUACAGCGCUUGCUUUUGCCGACCUUCUAGUUAUGAUAGAUUAUAUACCGUUAGCUCUUCACAUAUAUACUAAUAUCGCAGAAGCCCUUAAUCGAAAUUCUUAUGCGUGGGCUCUUUUUGUAUACUUCCAUUCCAUGUUCAGUCAAACUUUUCACACUAUAUCAAUUUGGCUAACGAUAACAUUGGCAAUAUGGAGAUUUGUGGCAAUUAAAUUUCCUCAGAAAAACAAGACACUAUGUAAUAGAAGAAACACGAAUAUAGCUAUAGCAGUUGCUUACAUUAUUUGUCCGAUUGUGUGUCUUCCAAUUUAUUUUGCAAUGACUAUUCAGGAACUACCUACAAAGAGUAAAGAAAGUGAUAAUAGUACAAUAAAUGGAACAAAUUUUGCGAACGGUUCAGAAAUUGAAGAACCAAAGUAUGCAAUAUCUAUGACUCAAAAUGAAAAUUUGCUAACUGCUAUAUUUUGGAUUUAUAGUGUUUUUCUAAAAUUAAUACCUUGUAUAGUGCUAUCCAUUUUAAGUGUAUGUCUUAUAAUGAAAAUGAAAUCAAGUGAUAGAAGAAGACAACAACUGCUAAAAAAAAGUGCUAUAACAACAAAUGAGGGCGAAAAAGCUCGUCUUAACGAAGACAACAGCAAGCGUACUGCCGGCCGGACAGAUCGUACGACGCGUAUGCUCGUAGCUUUGCUGGGGCUGUUCCUCGCAACUGAACUUCCCCAGGCCUUGUUCGGUCUGCUUACCGCCAUUGCACCUCAUCUUUUUCAAGUAUGCUACUAUGCAUUUGGUGAGGUGAUGGACUUGAUGGCGCUAGUUGGAUCCGCCGUGAACUUCGUUCUCUAUUGCAGCAUGAGCCGACAGUUUCGUUCUACAUUUACACGGCUGGCAGGCAAACUGCGACCUUCGCUGGUCCACCAGGACAGCGAGCGCGCCACCACCACCACAACAGUCAAAACG